GCGACGCAUGGUUGUAGGUUGUUUGGUUGGUAGCGGAACAGAGAGGGAAGGAGAGCUGCGCUCAUUUAAUUUUAUUGUAACUUCUUACUUGUUUGCACCAUCAAACGAUAUGCUGAUGGCUAGUGCAAACGGGGAAGACAUCAGGAAUGGUCGCAGGUCUCGAAGGCCUAGCCCAAAUGGACAGUUUAGUGACGAUGAAAGCGGGUCUGAUUCAAGCGAAGAUAAUGGCAUGCGCAUUGGAGAGGAAUAUCAAGCAGUUGUCCAGGACUACAAAGACAUCAAGAUAGAAUCCAAACACAAAGCACUUCUCAUAUGGAGGCCUGAUGAUAAGAACGUAGAUGCCAAAUAUCUUCAUCAACUUGCAGUGGAAGAGUACCUGAGAAUCGCCAAAGAGAUGUAUGGAUACAACAUGGAACAGGCUCUGGGCAUGCUGUUCUGGCACAAACACAACUUAGAGAAGGCAUUAGCAGACCUGCCCAACUUCACUCCUUUCCCAGAUGAAUGGACAGUUGAGGAUAAGGUGCUAUUUGAACAAGCAUUUGGGUUCCAUGGAAAAAGCUUUCACAGAAUUAAGCAGAUGCUUCCGGAUAAAACUAUCUCCAGUCUGGUGAAGUACUAUUACUACUGGAAAAAAACUCGUUCUCGCACGAGUGUUAUGGAUCGCCAUCUGAGAAAGCUGGGAAGCCAGGCAGGCAGCGAUGAGUCGGCGAGCGACAGCGAUAUGGAAUGUUAUGACAAGGUGAAGAAGACAAAGUCUGAGGUAAAACCAGAAGACAGUGUUGCCGGCAAGUCGGAUGAGAAGGCUGAGGAGGGCAGUACUGUGGGUGGCAAAGGAACCUGUUCAAACUGCUCGGCAAUUGUCUCGCAGGUCCAUUCCACCCCCCGAGGAUCCCUGUGCAAUUCCUGCUAUCAGUACUGGAGACGCACAGGUUUGAUGCGGUCCAGUCAGGGUCCGGCACGCCGAUUGGAGUCGCAGGGUCCGACAUCCCGCCACAACCCGGUCAAGAUCAAGCGCAAGCCGCCGCGCGGAAUGCACCUUGCCAAAGAGGACCUGCUGCUGCUGACCACUGGUCCCAGCAGCCAGUCUGAGGCCCUGCUAAAGCAGCUAGAAACGGAGGUUGUCUCUCUGAAAACACAGGCCCAGUACAACAAGCAGAUUAUAAGCUCACAAAAGCAGAAGUUGGCAGCAGGGAUCGACGUGUACAGACCACCAGAUGUUGAAGCUAAACCGAACCAGCGCUGGACUAAUGAGGAAUUACUGCUGGCUGUACAAGGCGUCAGGAGAUACGGCAAGGAUUUCCAGGCAAUUGCCGAGACAAUUGGUAACAAGAGUGCAGCACACAUUCGCAGCUUCUUCAUUAACCACCGGCGACGUUACAAUCUUGAUGAAGUUGUGAAGGAGUAUGAGGCUGAAUACGGACCCAUGGAGAAGAUGGGAGACGAGGAAGAUGAGGACAAAGAAAAGGAAGAUGACGAGAAAGAGAAGGAAGAGAAGAUGGAAACUUCACAGGGUUCUGGCACUUCGAGUCCGGCCCCACAUGCUAAUGCAGCAGUCGUGGCUGCUACUGCUGCUGCUACUACUGCUGCUGCUGCUGCUACUACUGCUGCUGCUGCUACUGCUGCUGGUGGUGGCAGUGGUGGUGGUGCUGCUGGUAGUGGUGGUGGUGGUGGUAGUGGUGGUGGUGGUGGUACACCAGUAGCACCCCCUCCUCUGAAGCACACCCAGCCAGGAGUGCUACGAGGCCCCCCACCACUGCAGCAACAACCCUAUCAUCACCAAUAUCAAAGGCUUCUUCCACCAAGACCAGGACUUCUGCAUAUGCCACCACCCUUGGUGAGACCGAAUGGAGCCCCUGCACCAGCGCACACAACUAAAGCCCCUCAGCAAUAACCUUGUAGAGGUCAAGUAACUUCUCAACUCCUGUCCACUCACCCCUUUGUUUUUUGUUUGUUUUUUUGGUUUCAUUUACUACUUUUACCGGAUUAUUUAUGUUACGCUAAAACGCUGAAAUCUUGAAAGCAGCUACAGAUAUUGUGUGCAAAGUACCUAUGAAGGCGAUGUAUCAGAUAUAGUUUUUAUUUAAUAAGCUUAAAAACUAGGAAAAAUCUAUCUAAAACGUAUUACCCUUGUACAUGAGCUGAAUCCAGUACGGUAUAACAAAUUGUAUUCAGCUCUUUUCACAUGGAUAUCUGUUGUUCUUCUUAAAGCUUUGAACAAAAUUUGUGCAAGAUUGCCCAAUUAUAUAUGAACCAUUGAGUUGGUGGGCUCAGUAGUUCAGCAGACCUUGCAUGGUUGCUCUCAACACCGAAAGCUACAAACAAAAUUUAAAUAUUGGUAGGCACAAAAUAGAACACUGGAAGUAACAAAAGCAGUGAUUAAUGGACACAGGUUAGGGGUAAAUAGUGCCACUGGAGUUUUUAUUGCUUAUCGAUUUAAAUGUGUAUUUUGCUGUCUUCAUUCACUGAGGAGGGGUAGAGAGGAGUGGGCAUAUUUAACAUUUAAAAUAUUGUAAAUAUUAUGUUGAACAUACGUCAAGAGUGAUGUAGUGUUUUAUUUUUCUUCUUAAGACUCAUCACAAUUAUGGUGAUUUGUACCAGAAUCGUGACGCUAUUCUAGAAUUUUCCGUCUGCGAUGUAACUGGCCAAUAGCGGAAACACCGUUUUGUUAAGAGCAAGUAUCAAUAGGCAGUAGAAAUGGUGUGCAGUACCAGCAUGAACUGUACAUCCCAGAACACGUAUCAGGAGUUAUGAGAAUACAUGUAUUCUGUAGCCAUUUUAUUGGUGAUUGUUGAUUCACUUAACAUUGUUCCUAGCUAUAUGUAUCAUUAUGUUUGCAUUAGAGCAGUGUGUUAUGUGAUGAGGAUUUUCUGGGGAAACGUUUUUUGUGAUGUGCUAGUGUAUCCGACAAACUGGUUGUUCAGUACUACUGGUUUACUGAUAUUAUAUGUGUGUGCGUGUGUACGUUAAUAAUUUAACGUUCAUUUUCUACUAUUCACUAUUAGAAAAACACAAAACUAAUUUCUGGUUCAACAGAUGAUAACAAACUGUGUAGCUUGCUACUGCGUUUUUACACUUUACUUAAUAAAUUCUAGAAGUGAGAAUAAAUAUCGGGUCUUCGAGUGAAUAAAUUAGAGGUGAUGUAACAUUU
This is a messenger RNA of Priapulus caudatus, 3148 nucleotides long. RefSeq names its product REST corepressor 3-like. Gene Ontology annotation, cellular component: transcription regulator complex; histone deacetylase complex. Gene Ontology annotation, biological process: regulation of transcription by RNA polymerase II; negative regulation of DNA-templated transcription. The transcript is spliced from 13 exons. NCBI's taxonomy places the organism in Eukaryota, Metazoa, Priapulida, Priapulimorpha, Priapulimorphida, Priapulidae. The record is from RefSeq and is a predicted model, not a curated record. Gene Ontology annotation, molecular function: transcription corepressor activity. The coding region runs from base 8 to 1891 and encodes 627 amino acids.